CACCUAAUAAGUACUGGCACUGAUAAGAUAUAGGCGAUAGUAUUGAAGUGUUAUAUUAUAAUCAUCGCAAAUAUGUAACUUUUGAUUAAAUCAACUCGUAGAUAAAAUUUCUUUGAUAUUUGGUUAAUUACAGGUUAUAUAAAAAUUUUCGUUCCAGAUGCUCACAAUAAGUAAUAAAAGUGCGGUAAAAUGAAGUUUUUGAUACUCUUAACUCUACUGAGUUUUUCGCAAUGCUACAAAAUACUCGUCGUGUUUCCGUUGCCUUCGAAAAGCCAUUAUUUCCUUGGAAACGCCAUUGGACGAGGCCUCGCGAACGCUGGACAUGAUGUAACUGUAGUUGCAGCAUUCGAAGACAAAAGUGCUCCCAAAAACUACAGAAGUGUAGUUUUAGAUGACUUAGGAGAACCAUUUGCAGGAGGACAGAAAUUUAAUCCCGCUGAGAUGGGCGACAAGCAUCCUUGGUUCAUGAUGCUGUUCGCUUUCAACGGAUUGGGAAAAAUGAUGAGCGAUAAAAUAAUCACCGAUAAAAAUUUCCAAAAAAUACUAAACGAACGAUUCGAUGUCCUUAUCAUCGAGCAAUUCAGAACCGACGCUUUGAAAGUACUGGGUUGUCAUUUCGACGCUCCCGUUAUCCUGGUCAGUUCAAUCGGAGUGCACACGUGGAUUGUUGCGGAUACCGGUAGUCCAAUACCGCCUUCUUACGUCGCCGACAUGUCUCUCAGUUACUCCAACACCAUGAAUUUGUGGGAGAGAAUGUUCAAUUCGCUAUCCGUAUUCGUUUAUUACCUCAACAGCCAUUUCAUAUUCUACCCUGGACAGAAGGAGAUAGCCCAAAAGCACUUCCCGAAAUGCGCGAAUAACGAGCUAAUCAUAAACAACGUAUCCCUCUACUUCUUAAAUUCCCACGAGAGCACCAACGAACCGGUUCCUUCGGUACCCAAUAUGAUAAACAUCGGGGGUUAUCACGUCAGCCCUCCUAAGGAACUACCGGUAGAUCUGAAGGCUUUCUUGGAUAACGCGAAAGAAGGAGUUAUUUAUUUCAGUAUGGGUUCCGCUAUACAAUUUUCAACACUGAAUCCCGAGACCAGGAAAGCUAUAAUUCGAGCACUGAGAGAUAUUAAACUAAAAGUUUUGUGGAAAUACGAUGGGGACACGCUUCCAGACAAACCGGAAAAUGUGAGAAUUGGAAAAUGGUUUCCACAAGCUGAUAUUUUAGCUCAUCCGAAUGUAAAAUUGUUCAUUACACAUGGAGGAUUGUUGAGUACUCUCGAAACAAUUUAUCACGGCGUUCCAAUAUUGGCUUUGCCAGUUUUCGGAGACCAAAGGAUGAAUGCAGCGAAAGCUGAAGUUCUCGGUUACGGAUUGAAAAUAGAUUUUUUCGAAUUGACUGAGAAAUCAUUCAGAGACGCCUUAGAUAAAUUACUAAACGAUCCAAAAUACAUGAAUAAUGCUAAAAGGAGAUCCGUCCUUUUCCACGACAGACCAAUGAAACCUAUAGACACAAUGGUUUAUUGGACUGAAUAUGUAGCUAGACAUAGAGGAGCUCCUCAUUUAAGAGUUGCUGGGUUGGAUUUACCUUGGUACAAAUAUUUUCUAGUAGAUGUUAUAGUUAUCUUUGUAUUGUUACCUAUAACUUUCCUUUAUUUGAUCUGCAAAAGGUUGUGUUGUACGCGAAAAGACAAAAGGAAGAACAAGAGAAAGAACGACUGAGAAAAUUUCACUAUUAUAUGUAGUGUUAAACGAGUUUGUAUGUAGCUAAUUACUAUUUUUCUGUGAUUAUUCUUUCAAUAGAAAAAUUUCUAAGGUUCUAAAGAUUUCAAUUUUAUGUUCACUGCUUCAGUACAUUCAUAAUCCUGGCAAUCAUGUUUGCAGACUGAGUCGAUAGAGUCGAGGAAUUGACAUUUCUAAAUUCCCAUCUUAACGAAAGUUGCUUCCACACUCUCUCCGCAUUCAAACCCAUGGGGUUUUGGAGCAACUCCAACCAAUUAGGUCGCCAUUUACCCGAUAACAGCUACAAAAAAAUAAUUAGAAAUUAAGUUUAUCGGGCGAUUUAUUACUUACCUCAUCAAAAGGUCGAUAACCAAUAUUAAACAUAGUGUGAAGCAAAGACAAAGGUUUUAUAGCCGCUCUAUCAGGCUUUAUAACGUCCUCUUCGGUGCUUAUGCCUAGUUGUUGAUAGAAAUAUUCCGC
Molecule: messenger RNA, 2190 nt
Organism: Phyllotreta striolata
Lineage: Eukaryota; Metazoa; Arthropoda; Insecta; Coleoptera; Chrysomelidae
Source: the annotation of a GenBank genome assembly